Molecule: messenger RNA, 1962 nt
Organism: Chanos chanos (milkfish)
Lineage: Eukaryota; Metazoa; Chordata; Actinopteri; Gonorynchiformes; Chanidae
Gene: klhl8
Product: kelch-like family member 8
Exons: 9
Coding region: 2-1843 (613 amino acids)
Molecular function (GO): protein binding
Source: RefSeq, a predicted model, not a curated record
CAUGGUGCCAGGAGACAUGGUGCCAGAGCAUGGCAAGCAGCAAAAACUCAAGGACAAACGACAAGCACGAACAGCGGAGAACGCGUGUGAAGCGGACGGCUCUUUCGUAUUUGAGGCCCACGAGGCUUGGAAGGACUUCCAUAACUCCCUCAGGCAGUUCUACGAAAAUGGAGAACUCUGUGAUGUCACGCUGAAGGUGGGUAAUCGGCUCAUACCAUGUCACAAGCUGGUCCUGGCCUGUGUAAUUCCAUAUUUCCGGGCCAUGUUUCUGUCUGACAUGGCAGAGGCCAAACAGGAACUGGUCGAAAUCCGAGAUUUCGAUGGAGAUGCCAUCCAGGACCUGGUGCGCUUCGCCUACUCUUCACAACUGACUCUUACUGUGGACAACGUGCAGCCUUUGCUUUACGCUGCCUGUAUAUUGCAAGUGGAGCUGGUGGCCAGAGCCUGCUGUGAGUACAUGAAGGCCCAUUUCCACCCGUCCAACUGCCUGGCGGUCCGGACCUUUGCCGAGAGUCAUAACCGUGUCGACCUAAUGGACAUGGCUGACCGCUACGCCUGUGAGCACUUUCGGGAGGUGGUGGAAUGUGAGGAUUUCCCCUGCGUGUCGCCUCAACACCUGCGCACGCUGCUGUCUUCCAGUGACCUGAACAUCCACUCAGAGACGCAGGUUUACAAUGCUGCUGUCAAGUGGCUGAAAGCCAAUCCGCAACACCAUGAAGCCUGGCUGGACCAGAUCAUGUCUCAGGUUCGGCUCCCAUUGCUCCCGGUGGACUUUCUGACUGGUACAGUGGCUAAAGAAGAGAUGAUCAAAGCUAACUUGAGCUGCCGUGACCUUUUGGACGAAGCCAGGAACUAUCAUCUUCACCUCAGCAACAAGAUCGUGCCCGAUUUCGAGUACUCUGUCCGCACCACACCACGGAAACACACGGCAGGUGUUUUAUUCUGCGUGGGCGGCCGCGGUGGGUCUGGAGACCCGUUCCGCAGUAUCGAAUGUUACUCCAUCACCAAAAACAGCUGGUUCUUCGGCCCAGAGAUGAAUAGUCGACGCAGACACGUGGGAGUGAUCUCCGUGGGAGGCAAAGUGUAUGCUGUCGGAGGCCAUGACGGCAGCGAGCACCUCGGUAGUAUGGAAAUGUUUGACCCCCUCACCAAUAAGUGGAUGAUGAAAGCUUCCAUGAAUACCAAACGGAGGGGAAUUGCCCUGGCAGCUUUGGGAGGACCCAUCUAUGCUAUUGGCGGAUUGGAUGAUAACUCCUGCUUUAGUGAUGUGGAGCGGUAUGACAUUGAAUCAGAUCGCUGGAGUGCCGUCGCCCCCAUGAAUACUCCAAGAGGGGGCGUAGGUUCUGUGGCCUUAGGGAGUUACGUGUAUGCAGUGGGUGGAAAUGACGGCGUGGCUUCUCUGUCCAGCGUGGAGAGAUUUGACCCGCAUCUCAACAAAUGGACGGAUGUCAGAGAGAUGGGUCAGAGACGAGCAGGGAACGGAGUCAGCGAACUCAACGGCUGCCUCUACGUCGUCGGGGGCUUUGAUGAUAAUUCGCCGCUCAGUUCAGUUGAGCGUUUCGACCCCAGGAUGCAUCGCUGGGAGUAUGUUGCUGAGCUGACUACCCCCAGGGGGGGUGUUGGUGUUGCCACGGUGAUGGGCCGCGUAUUUGCAGUUGGUGGACACAAUGGGAACAUCUAUCUGAAUACGGUGGAAGCCUUUGACCCCCGCAUGAACAGGUGGGAGUUGGUGGGCUCGGUGUCUCACUGCCGAGCCGGGGCUGGAGUAGCGGUCUGUGCCUCUCAUAUCAGUCAGAUUCGAGAUGUGGGACAGGGCUCCAGUAACGUAGUGGACUGCAUGUGAGCACGUGAUCAAAAAAAAAAAUCACUCCUGACUCUCAGACGCACUCGCAUUGAAAGACACGGUCGAAUGGUUUCCACGCUUUUCAAGACGCACACAGCGUUUCUUCCAGCUGAACCCAU